AACCGUGCGAGCUUUGCGGCGAAGUCGGCAGCCGGCGAUACUCUCUCGUCCAUCACACGCACGCACACACACGCACCCACACGCAGGCACACGCAGGCACACAUCAGCAUCGCAGCGGCGCUUUGCAUCGUGCGGGACGCCUCACGAUCAGGGACCUGUUACGUCCUCCUCCGCGCAUGAAUUAGCGGGCGGACUCGCUGCUCCCGAGGGUCGCCUCUUUCGGACUGGGUGUCUGUUAUGGGGACAUUGCGACAAUGGUGAAGGACAAGGCCGAGAACCGGACGCUCCAGUACCAGCAAACUUUGAUGUAUGGGCGGUACACCCAGGAGCUGGGUGUGUAUGCCAAGGAGGAAGCGGCCCGCCUACGGGACGGCGGAGUGCGGGACGGCGGAGGACUGCGGAGAAACACCAGUGUUCGCAGUCGUGCUGCAGAUCUGCUGGAGUACGAGAAGGACCCCUGUGCAAAGUGCCAUUUGUGUGCCUCCCGCUGCCAGAAGUUCCUGAUCUCGCGGGUGGGGGAGGACUGGAUCUUCCUCAUUCUGCUGGGGCUGCUCAUGGCUCUGGUCAGCUGGGUCAUGGACUACGCCAUCGCCUUCUGCCAAGAAGCACAGAAGUGGAUGUAUGGGGGACUGGACAGUAACAUGCUUCUGCAGUACAUCGCUUGGGUCACCUACCCUGUGGUGCUCAUCACUUUCUCAGCAGGAUUCACACAGAUACUGGCGCCUCAGGCUGUGGGUUCAGGCAUUCCUGAGAUGAAGACGAUACUGAGAGGAGUGGUCCUGAAGGAGUACCUGACGUUUAAGACGUUUGUGGCCAAAGUCAUCGGCCUGACCUGCGCUCUGGGCAGUGGGAUGCCUCUGGGAAAGGAGGGCCCCUUCGUUCACGUUGCCAGCCUGUGCGCCGCUCUCCUGAGCAAAUUUAUGGCUCCUCUGUUCGGCGGGAUUUACAUGGAAGAGCCCUUUGAGGGAAGCAAGAACGAGCUGAGGAACACGGAGAUGCUGUCGGCAGCCUGUGCAGUGGGUGUUGGCUGCUGCUUCGCUGCCCCUAUUGGAGGGGUGCUGUUCAGUAUUGAGGUCACUUCUACGUUUUUCGCUGUGAGGAACUACUGGAGGGGCUUCUUUGCCGCCACCUUCAGUGCCUUCAUAUUCAGAGUGCUGGCGGUGUGGAACCAGGAGGAAGAGACCAUCACUGCUCUGUUUAAGACCCGCUUCCGUCUCGACUUCCCGUUCGACCUUCAGGAGCUGCCGGCGUUUGCCAUCCUUGGGAUUGCUUGUGGUUUUGGCGGCGCUCUGUUCGUCUACCUGAACCGGCUGAUUGUAGAGUGCAUGAGGAAACAGAAGACUAUUAACAAGUUCUUGCUGAGGAAUCCAUCUCUUCCUGUCAGGCGUCUGGUGUAUCCCGCACUCGUCACCCUGCUGAUCUCCACGCUCACGUUCCCUCCGGGCUUCGGGCAGUUCAUGGCCGGACAGCUGACGCAGCACGAGUCCCUGGUGGCGCUGUUCGAUAACCGCACGUGGUGCCGCCAAGGCGUGGCCGAGGAGUUUGACUACAUCAGCCACCACCACGCCUGGAAACACCCGCAGGUCAACGUCUUCGUCACGCUCAUCCUCUUUAUCGUCAUGAAGUUCUGGAUGUCGGCCGUGGCCACCACCAUGCCCGUCCCGUGCGGGGCCUUCAUGCCAGUUUUUCUUAUCGGCGCAGCGUUCGGCCGACUUGUUGGAGAGAUCAUGGCCACUAUGUUCCCCGACGGCAUACAUGCCGACGGCAGCGUGUAUCCCAUAGUUCCCGGUGGUUACGCUGUGGUUGGUGCUGCGGCGCUGUCUGGAGCCGUCACCCACACUGUAUCCACAGCAGUCAUCGUGUUCGAGCUGACUGGUCAGAUCUCUCACAUUCUGCCCGUGAUGAUCGCUGUGAUCCUGGCCAACGCUGUGGCACAGUCGCUCCAACCGUCACUCUACGACUCCAUCAUCCGCAUCAAGAAACUCCCGUAUCUGCCUGAACUGGGCAUGGGACAUCACGAGAAGUAUAAUAUCCGUGUGGAGGACAUCAUGGUUAGGGAUGUGCGCUACAUCACGCUUACCUCUUGCUAUCGGGACCUGCAGGAGAUGCUCCUGACAGCUCAGCUCAAAACCCUGGCCCUGGUUGAGUCUCGUGACUCCAUGAUCCUGCUGGGCUCCAUAGAGCGUCUGCAGCUGCAGUCGCUGCUCUCCCUCCAGCUGAGCCGCCUGCGCAGGCUGGAGUACCUGCGGCAGUUGGCCCAGGACAACGGCGGCCACGAUCACCUGCCAAGCCUGACCACCGACAGCACGCCCAGCUCGCCCUGCUCGCACGCCAACCCCUCGGCCAACGCUCGCCAAGCGGUCCGCUUCCUGGUGAGCACCCAACAGAUCUCUACAGAGGAGUCCGCCUCCUUCAGCCCAGUGGUUUCUAAUGCUCAACUUCCUCUGAAAUCUGCCUUGAAAACCGUGUCGGCCAUCAGCGACGUGGAGACGCCAAAUACCUCUCAGAGCCUGUCCUGUGCCCAACAAGACAACGACGUGCUGGAGAGUCCGGCUGGUCCGACCCCUCCGGAGCUCAGGCCCAAACGCGUGAGGAUCUCCAUGGCGGACUCUCCCGAAGGGGAAGAUGGCAUGACCCCAUCAGAUGUAGCGGAGUGGGAGGAGCAGCAGCUUGAUGAGCCGGUGGAUUUUAAGAACUGCAAGAUUGAUCCCGCUCCUUUUCAGCUGGUAGAACAAACAUCUUUGCAUAAGACCCACACUAUCUUCUCCCUGCUGGGUCUGGAUCACGCCUAUGUGACCAGCAUGGGACGUCUGGUUGGGGUGGUCUCCCUCAAAGAGCUGCGUAAGGCCAUCGAGGGCUCGGUGACAGUGACUGGAGUAAAAGUGCGCCCUCCUUUGGCCAGUUUCCGUGACAAUGGGAACAACACGAACGUAUCCGAGGUAACGGAGCUGCACAAGCUGUGCAUCCGCCACAGAGGGCUGUCGUUGCCGCGGGAACCCAACCCCCCAGACGUGGAGGACCAGCCGGACCUCCCAUACAAAGAGAUCCCCGUCACAUUCUCGGACCAAUCGAACUUGCAGUUCGAAACCGGCCCCGGGGACGUCUCCAGUCAGUCGUCGGAGUUGGUGCUCCAGGAGAGCCCUUCCUUCACCGAGGACCCGUCAGAGUUUACUUUCGACUGCAGCCCCUCCCACACCGAGGAAUCCGAGCUGGCCUUGGACUAUGGCCCCCUCACCCACACUCCAGAGCAGGACGGCACAGAGCAAGAACAGGGGAGUUCGUCUCUGAUCAAGGACCAAUCAGAACCUGAGAGAGAGGCCCUCCCUGCACACACUGAGGAUAACUCAAAAUGAUCAGGGGGGGGGGGGGGGGGAAAUCUCUCACUGUCGCCUCAUGAAUUUUGACGUUUCUUACAUUUGUAGAGGUUACUCUCACCUCUGAGUCCAGCCUAGAUACUUGUGUUUCUAAAGUUGUUGUGGCGUGAUUGAGCGUGCAAGCAGGUGUAAAUGUGACAUUCAUCAUUGUGUUUCGAACAGUGCAAAUACCUCAUUCAAAAGGAUAAAACUGGUUGUAAUCUAUAUUUGAAUUAUUGUCAACAAGUUCCAUGAAAAGAUCAAAAACAACAUCUGCUGGCUUCCCCGCAUUCUCUCGUAUUCCUAUUGAAGAGGCAUGUGUUCAUAAGUGCUUCCAGUUAUUCUGUCUGAUUAGCCCUCUGCUCAGGUUGAGCCGCAGUUUGGAUGGGACUUUAAUUAGGUAACCCCCCCCCCCCUUUGCAACAAGUGUAACAAGGCUAACAGGAGACAGUCACUUCAUAUCAAUCAAUUGUGGUUCUGAGAAAAGGUCUAAUUAGCCACAUUAUCUGAAAACACCUGGAUGGGUGCUCAUGUGCUUUAAAGGCAGAUGCCGCCGAUAUUAUUACAUUACAUGUCAUUUAGCUGACGCUUUUAUCCAAAGCUUACAAUAAGUGCAUUUCAACCAUAAGGAUACAAACUCAAAAAAACAAGAAACAAGUGCAAUUUCAUUAAAUCAGCCCAUUUACAACUUGCUAUAGAUAA
Messenger RNA from Pungitius pungitius (ninespine stickleback), 4055 nucleotides. RefSeq names its product chloride channel protein 2-like. Gene Ontology annotation, molecular function: voltage-gated chloride channel activity. Gene Ontology annotation, cellular component: plasma membrane. The record is from RefSeq and is a predicted model, not a curated record. The transcript has 25 exons. Gene Ontology annotation, biological process: transmembrane transport; chloride transport. Lineage: Eukaryota; Metazoa; Chordata; Actinopteri; Perciformes; Gasterosteidae. Bases 255 to 3353 code for a protein of 1032 amino acids.